GCGCACCUGCCCAAUACGAGCGGAGCAGUCGGCACGGGCGCACAUACGCACAGACCCACCACCACGACGCUGACCGCCACCACGUCAUUGCGCGGAUCGAUAGUCCGGCAUCUUGGCUGGACACCACCAUUCUUUCACACCGGAGGUCAAGCUAUGUAGUACAAUAUGCAUAUCACCUCAGGACUAUCGCCGGCUUCAGGAGAGAUGCUCGACACAUCCACUUUAAAUUUCUAUGGUGAUUCCGGAGACUGUGGCACCUCUUUUCAGAUAGACCACGCGGUUCCAGAAUCUUCGCAUACGGUAGAAAUAGAAUACGUGUACGAACAACCAGAUGUUGCACUUAAAGAAGACACAGUGAAAAUACAAAAUUUUAAAACAAAAGACGAUAGUUUCACCAAAAAGAUCAAAAGCAAGCACAAGCCUCAGCCGAUAGAUGAUACAGAGACGGACUUAACAAAUUUAACAUGGCUUCAAAAUAUAACGAAUAUAAUGGCGGUGCCACAGUUUCCGAUCCCACCUAUGUCACCGAAUCCCCAAGUGAAGACGCAGCCGCAAAACACGAGGCUACAGAAGUUCAACCAAACUAUUGCUAAAUGUCAAAGAGAUUUUACUGAAAACAAGGAACAAUAUCAGAACGACAGCGAGAAGAAGCCACCGUAUUCGUACAGUACGUUGAUUUGUAUGGCCAUGAGAUAUAACAACGAUAAGAUGACGCUCUCAGCGAUCUACUCGUGGAUCCGCGAAAACUUCAAAUAUUACAGGAACGCCGAUCCCACUUGGCAGAAUUCAAUACGACACAACUUGUCUCUAAACAAAGUGUUUGUAAAAGUAGCAAGGUCGAAGCACGAACCCGGCAAAGGUGGCUUCUGGAAACUGGAUUUAGCGCAUUUGGAAGGGACCAAGCGCAUAUCGAACAGACCACAUAAGAAGAAAAAGCAUUCUGACACAAACGAACCUAAAGUAUCUGAAGAAAGUGUUGCAGUGUCCAAUAUCCCUCAAGUUGAAUUUGUUGAAGAAAUGGCCACAGAUAAUGCAGUUACACUACAUCUUCCCGAGUUUACACUAAAUGGCAUACAACCUAUAUCUGAUAUAGAUUUGGAAACAAAUAUAGGAGCUAACGUGAUUGUGGAACCAGUGGCGCCUCCUCCACUUAUUCAAGAAGAUGACUUAUCCUCUUUACUUCUAAACCCUACAGAUUGGGAUGACCUGCAACUGGACAUGCUUGAUAACUACUUGGAUUCGUGUUUCAAGUAAGACUUUUAUUGCUUUGAGUUGAACUCAAGUGUUGUGUUUUAUUGCGUUGGUUAAUUGGAUUUUGAAUUUGUAUGCAAACUGUUAUUACGUUUAAUAGAUUUCAAUUUUCGAAAGUAGAAAAUUAUGUAAUGCGUUUACGACACAA
Messenger RNA from Plodia interpunctella (Indianmeal moth), 1399 nucleotides. RefSeq names its product fork head domain transcription factor slp2-like. NCBI's taxonomy places the organism in Eukaryota, Metazoa, Arthropoda, Insecta, Lepidoptera, Pyralidae. Gene Ontology annotation, molecular function: RNA polymerase II cis-regulatory region sequence-specific DNA binding; DNA-binding transcription factor activity, RNA polymerase II-specific. Bases 166 to 1254 code for a protein of 362 amino acids. The record is from RefSeq and is a predicted model, not a curated record. Gene Ontology annotation, biological process: regulation of transcription by RNA polymerase II. The transcript is spliced from 3 exons.